Cyprinodon variegatus (sheepshead minnow) is the source of this 5206-nucleotide messenger RNA. RefSeq names its product ALS2, alsin Rho guanine nucleotide exchange factor (gene als2b). Gene Ontology annotation, molecular function: guanyl-nucleotide exchange factor activity. The transcript has 31 exons. The coding region runs from base 261 to 4925 and encodes 1554 amino acids. NCBI's taxonomy places the organism in Eukaryota, Metazoa, Chordata, Actinopteri, Cyprinodontiformes, Cyprinodontidae. The record is from RefSeq and is a predicted model, not a curated record.
AUCUCUGCAGCUAGCCGCUAGUGUCAACAGAGGAGCUGCUAGCAGCGGCUUUUCUCUGCUAACAGCUGCAUUAACGGAGGAGUUACCUUCUGGGUGAAGCUGACAGCGAGAGAAAGGGCCAGAAGAACCGGCUGGUGAGGAAGAGGAGGUUAAUUCAUCCUGGUUACUGUUAAGGUUGCAGCCUGUAAAUGUGAGCUGAUUGUUGGUCUGCAGGUCAGAGGUGACAGGUGACUGUGCAAUGAUGGAGCAUUAAAGCCCUGAUGGAGCCUCAGGGUAAGAGCUCUGAAGAUGAUGAUGGAGGAGAGCGGGGUCUCCUCCACUCAUGGAGGGGCUACUCCUGCAGCUUGGUCCCAGAGAGGCUGCUCCUCCAGAGGCCGGUGCUCCAGGUGGCCCUUGGGGCCCAGCAUGGAGUGCUGUUGGUGGAAGGAGGACAGGUGUAUAGUUUCGGAGAGUUACCAUGGAAGCAGGCCCAGGUCGCCCAGGCGACGAAGCCAACCCUUGAGAACGCCCUCAGCGGUCAGCGAGUUGUUUCCGUGGCAGCGGGGAGCUUCCACAGUGGGGCGGUGACAGAAGACGGCAGCGUCCACAUGUGGGGGGACAACGGGGCGGGCCAGUGCGGCCUGUCGGGCCUCAGCUGUGUGCCCAACCCCACGCCGGUGGCUUUGUCGGACCCAGGCGGCACCCAGACGGCGCCGGUCCUGGAGCUGGCCUGCGGGGAGAAACACAGCCUGGCGCUGUCGGUGCAGAGGGAAGUGUGGGCGUGGGGCAGCGGGUGCCAGCUGGGCCUGAACACCGACGUCUUCCCCGUGUGGAAACCUCAGAGGGUGGAGCAGCUGGCUGGGAGGUUCGUGCUGCAGGUGGCCUGCGGGGCCUCCCACAGCCUGGCCCUGGUGCGCUGCCCAGGGCUCGAGGGCCUCCAGCGCCCUCCUGUGGACAAAUGCAACCAGUGUAACCAGCUGCUGUACACCAUGACGGACAAGGAGGACCACGUCAUCAUCUCUGACAGCCACUACUGCCCGCUGGGGGUGGAGGCCAAAGAGGAGCCCGCUCCCACCCAAACGCUGAAAACAUCCCCGUCUGAACCCGUCCUGCCCUCCCACAGCAGCUCUACUUCAACCCCAGCAGAUCCCACCCCGGACCCUCAGGACCCUCAGAAAGCAAACCUCACUAACGGAGCGCCCCCUCCCUCCGACUCGGACCCCCCAGCUCCCCCUAAAGCCAUUAAAAGCUCCCCUUAUCCAGACGAACAGGAGGUAAAGGAGUAUCUGAGGAAGCUGUCGGACACGUCGCAGGCGGAAACCAAGAUGGCGGCAGGAGGUCUGCACACCAUGCAGCCGUCAUUGUCCGGACGCAGCUCUUCCGCUCUCAACAGCCUGGUGGCUUCCUGCGCCUCGGCGGUGGGCGAGCGGGUGGCCUCCACCUACGAGGCCCUGUCCCUGAAGAGGAUGAUGAACUUCUACCUGCCGUCACGGCUGGAGGUGCUCGGCGGGGCGGCUGACGGCUCUGCCGAGCGAGUCCGCAGGGAGGAGUCGGUGCAGACCAAGAAGAGCUCCAGCACGGGGGACAUCCAUGAGGAGGAGGCGGAGGGUCUGCUACGCCGCCUCUCACUGCCGGGGCUCCUCUCUCAGGGUAGAUACGCUGUUCACCUCUUAUCCUCCUCCUAUGGGCCGCUGCUGUCGCCGAGGCUUUUGAGGAAAAUGGGACGCGGACCGAAGACGAGGACCUUCGCCCUCACGCCAAUGGGAGGGGGCGUCCCUGAGGACCAGGAGGUGUUUCCCACCCUGCAGACCGAGGUUUGGAGCUGGGGACACGGCGAACACGGCGAGCUAGGACAUGGAGACAACCUGGCCAGACUGCAGCCGCUCUGCAUCAAGAGCCUGAACAAGAAGGAGGUGAUCCGUGUGGCUGCCGGCGCUCAUCAUUCCAUCGCUCUGACGGCUCAGUCUCAGGUGUAUUCAUGGGGCAGCAACAUCUGCGGUCAGCUGGGACACAUGGAGACUCCCAGCACUGUCCCACGCCUCGCAAAGCUGUCGGAGGGGAUCAGGGUGUGGGAUGCGAGUGCAGGAGAGCAACACACUCUGCUGCUGGCCGACGGAGACUGCAUCCAGCCCAUCAUUUACUACAGCGGGCGGCAGGUGAAGGAGGAUGAGGAGGGAGGCGGAACAGAGGAGGAAGUGGAACGGGCAGGAGGCUGCACCCAGCAGCCUGUCCUGCUCCCUUUCUGCAUGAACCUUGGCUACGUCAGCAGCGUAGCCGCGGGCGGUCGUAAGUGCGCUGCGCUCUCCGACAGGAACGUCAUGGGCUUCAUCGCCAGCCUUCACGAAUUGGCGUCAGCAGAGAGGAAGUUCUACUGUAAACUAUCAGAUGUCAAAUCUGAGGUCAUACGCCCCCUGCUGGAGCUGGAGGCUCUGAGCUCGGCGCUGGGGCCGGUGGUCACCGAACUCCUGCAGACGUUGGCGGGUAGAUUCGGUGUGUUGGCUCGUCUGACGGGCCAGCACGCCGCAAGCCUCACCGCCAGUCUCCGACGGGGCCGUGACGUAAAGACCCUUCUCAUCCUCGACCACGCCAGCAUCUUUCUAGACUUAUAUAACGAUUACUUCUCAGCUGUGGGUAACUUCUUCGUGAUGGGUGGUUUCCAUGCUCUUACAAAACCGUCCCUGGACAUCUUUGGGAAAACCCCCGAGCUGCUGCAGAGGCUGCUGGAAAGCGGCGAGGAGAACGCAUCCACCUCCGACCUCCUCACUGCGCUCUUCUACCUCCCAUUGCAGCACCUGCACGAAUACAGUCGCCUGCUGCUCAAAUUGACCACCUGCUUUGAAGUGAGCUCCGGUGACUACCAGAAGCUGCAGGACACCUGCUCCAAGUUUGAAGCUCUGACUCUGCAGCUGAAGAGGAAAAGGAAAGAGGCUGAAUACACCUUUCACUUCUGGAAGAGCUUUCCAGGGAAAAUGACGGACUCCCUGAGGAAACCUCACCGCCGACUGAUCUACGAAAGCAGCAACAAAUCUCUGACCGUGCAGAAUGCCGGGAGGUUCUCCGUCAACUGGUUCAUCCUCUUCAAUGACUCUCUGGUGCACGCGCAGGGCGUGGCACCUUGUAAAAACUUCGUAAGUAUGCAGCCAGCUAAAGGUUUCAACUCUUACUCCAAGUCCCCGUCCUUCCUUCUUCAUCGUUCUGUUUCCGUUUUUUUUUUUGUCUUCUUUGGGGAGUUUGUUUGCCCCAAUAAGGCUCUGAACAAAGAUGAUUUCUAUCAAGGUUAUUGGAAAGAGGGGAAAAUGCAUGGCCUCGGGACAUACCGGUACGCAAGCGGUGAAGUUUACGACGGUUCCUUCCAGGAUGGCGUGCGGCAAGGCCAUGGGAUGCUGCGCAGCGGAAAGCACAACACCUCAUCCCCCAGCGUCUUCAUUGGACAGUGGCUCCAGGACAAGAAGACGGGCUAUGGAGUCUUCGACGAUAUCACAAAAGGGGAGAAGUACAUGGGAAUGUGGCAGGACCACCAACGGCAGGGCAUGGGGGUUGUUGUCACCCAGUUUGGUCUGUACUAUGAAGGAGCCUUCAAAGACAACAAGAUGACGGGUACUGGAAUCCUUCUGUCUGAGGACGACACGACCUACGAGGGGGAGUUUUCUGAUGAAUGGACCCUCAGCGGAAAGGGCGUUCUCACCAUGCCUAACGGUGACUACCUGGAGGGCUCCUUUAGUGGCGAGUGGGGGUCUGGUCUUAAAGUGACAGGCUCCUAUUUCAAACCAAACCUGUUCGAAGCUGAAAAGGACAAGAACCGCGCCGUAAAGCUCGGCCGUCUGAGCGUGAGAGCGGAGGAAAAGUGGCAGGCGGUGUUCGAGGAGUGCUGGAGUCAGCUGGGCUGCGAAGCAGCAGGGCAUGGGGAGCACUGGAAGGCCUGGGAAAACAUCGCUGUGGCCCUGACCGCCAACAGGCAGCAGAUACAUGACAGCCCAGAUACUUUGUCUCGGAGUCACAGUAAAACCCUGGAGUCUCUGGAGGUGAUCCCCCAACAUGAUGGACCGAUCACAAUGGAGAGAUAUCACAGCAUCCGACUCUAUCUGAUCAAGGCAUGUGACACCCCCCUCCACCCUCUGGGCCGGCUGGUUGAGACCCUGGUGGCGGUCUACAGGAUGACCUACGUUGGCGUUGGAGCAAACCGUCGGCUGCUGCCUCAGGCAGUCAACGAGAUCAAGUCUUACCUCUGUCGCAUCUUCCAGAUCGUCCGGUUUCUCUUCCCCGACCUGCCAGAAGAGGGCGGUCUAAUACCAGAGCCUACAGAAGGUCCUGCGGGCAGUAAGCAGGAUGCCGCAGACGCCCGAGCAGAAUCACCCAAACCAGGCCGCGUGGUGAGCAGUUCGGCUCUGCUGCUCCCCGUCCUCCUGCCUCGCCUCUACCCUCCGCUCUUCACCCUCUACGCUCUGGAAAAGGAGAAGGAGGACGACAUGUACUGGGAGUGCGUCCUGCGCCUCAACAAGCAGCCCGACCUCGCCCUGCUCGCCUUCCUGGGGGUCCAACAAAAAUUUUGGCCCGUUUCCAUCCCUAACGCUCCACCAACUCCGGGCGAGAGGCAGCCGGUCAUCCCGACCACGAAGGACGCCUGCUUCGCCUCGGCGGUGGAAACUCUGCAGCAGAUCAGCACGACUUUCACUCCGUCGGAUAAGCUGCAGGUUAUCCAGCUCACUUUCGAGGAGAUUACCCAGGAGGUGCAGUCGCUGCUGAAGCAGGACUUCCUGUGGUCCAUGGACGACCUCUUCCCCGUCUUCCUCUACGUUGUGCUGCGCGCCCGAAUCCGCAACCUCGGUUCAGAGGUGAGCCUCAUCGAAGACCUAAUGGACCCUUGCGUUCAGCACGGAGAGCAUGGGAUCAUGUUCACCACCUUGAAGGCCUGCUACUACCAGAUCCAACACGAGAAGAUUUCAUAGAACGAUUCCUGCGUUUUUCCCCUCUUCCUCCUUCACCGGUUCAGCCGAUGACGGGAAGUUGGUAAAACUCAAGUCUGCUUGCUCAGGAAGUAGAGAGUUUGAUCAUCACCAGUCUUGACUUUUUUCCGUUCUGAUCAGGAAGAUGGAAACAUAAACAACGAGCUGCUUUCUCCUCUUCCUGAUCCAGCUGGAAGUAUUACUGAGUUUUCUAGCGCGUUGACGGAAAUAAGAAGCAAGACGACGAGAGCAGAGUAAAAGAUUUAAAAGCUACAGUCGUAUUU